AUGGUUGCAAGACUCGCGGGCAAGAACGCCAUUGUCACCGGCGCCGCUGGCGGCGUCGGCUUGGAGACAGCGAUCCUUAUGCUCCAGGAAGGCGCUUCCGUCCUGCUGACCGACGUCAACGAGGCGGCCCUUCAGAAGGCUCUGGCUAAGGUCCAGGAGCUAGUGCCUAAGCACGAUGGGCAGGUCGCCACCCGUGUCGUCGACGUGUCCAAUGAGGCCGAUGUUGAGGCUGCGGUAGCAGCCGUUGACGGCUGGGGCGGUGUGGACGUCAUGUUCAACAACGCUGGCAUCAUGCAUCCCAAGGAUGGUGACGCCGAGGAGUGCCCGGACAACAUCUGGGACCUGACCAUGAAUAUCAAUGUCAAGGGCGUCUGGUACGGAUCCAAGCAUGCCGUCCGCUCGCUGCGCAAGCACAAGAAGACCAAGGGCAGCAUCAUCAACACCGCCAGCAAGGGCGCAGUCCUUGCACUCACUCGUGAGCUGGCAGUCGUACACGCGCGGGAGGGCUACCGCUUCAACUCACUAUGCCCAGCACCUCUCAACACUCCCAUGCUGCAGGAAUUCCUCGGUGACGACCAGGCCAAGCGGUUCAGGCGGGAGGUGCACUUUCCCAGCGGCCGCUUUGGCGAGGCGAUUGAACAGGCCUGGGCGGCAGUCUUCCUGGCCUCGGACGAGAGCAGCUUCGUAAACGCUACCGAUUUUGUCGUCGAUGGAGGCUUGACCAAGGCCUACGUGACGCCAGAAGGCCCAGCCAUCGCAGCCCCGAAAAAUCAAGGCCGAUGA
Microdochium trichocladiopsis is the source of this 783-nucleotide messenger RNA. Its product is annotated as short-chain dehydrogenase/reductase. The record is from RefSeq and is a predicted model, not a curated record. NCBI's taxonomy places the organism in Eukaryota, Fungi, Ascomycota, Sordariomycetes, Xylariales, Microdochiaceae. The transcript has 3 exons. The coding region runs from base 1 to 783 and encodes 260 amino acids.